Aphanomyces invadans is the source of this 1858-nucleotide messenger RNA. RefSeq lists its product as hypothetical. The transcript is spliced from 6 exons. Gene Ontology annotation, molecular function: oxidoreductase activity, acting on NAD(P)H, heme protein as acceptor. Gene Ontology annotation, biological process: heme A biosynthetic process. Lineage: Eukaryota; Oomycota; Saprolegniomycetes; Saprolegniales; Verrucalvaceae. Gene Ontology annotation, cellular component: mitochondrial inner membrane. The record is from RefSeq and is a predicted model, not a curated record. The coding region runs from base 50 to 1036 and encodes 328 amino acids.
CCGGCCAAAAAUUGAUGUUUUGACUUCGACACCAUUCUCUCUGGUGAUCAUGUUGGCUCGCUGUCGUGCCCUGCAACGCCGCGCCGUGCCUGCCGCCGUCCGCUCCUCGGUGCAUCAAACGGUGGCGUGUCGCUCGCCCGGUCCAUUCGUGUACAAGCCCAAGUACAUGAGUCUCCAAGCAGCCACCAAGGUGGCGACACUGGAGAACGUGGCGGCAAACCGCCCCAUUGCGUGGUGGCUCAUGGGGUGUGCUGGCAUGGUGGGUGCCAUGGUCGCCGUGGGUGGCGCGACGCGGCUGACUCGGUCUGGUCUGUCCAUGGUCACCUGGAAGCCUCACGGCGGCCUGCCUCCCAUCACGGACGCCGAAUGGGCGGAAGAGUUCGAACUCUACAAGAAAUUCCCCGAGUACCAGCAGCGCAAGAGCAUGACGGUCGACGAGUUCAAGCAAAUCUACUUUUGGGAGUACAGCCACCGCAUGCUCGGACGGACUGUCGGCUUGGCCUUUGCCGCGCCGCUCGCAUACUUUUUGAUUCGCAAGCGCAUUCCCAAGGAAAUGUACGGGCGGUUGGCUACGCUCUUUGGCCUUGGCGCGGUCCAGGGUGGCAUCGGGUGGUGGAUGGUCCGAAGCGGGUUGGAAGAUCGCGACCCCACGGACCGCCGCGAAAUUCGCGUCAGCCCAUACCGUCUCGCCACUCAUUUGGGGAUGGCGUUUACGACGUGCGGGCUCUUGACGUGGACGGCAUUUGGUGUGUUGUCGCCGCCUCUUGAGUCGACGUUCAAGCUAGUUCAAGACACAAUCACCUCAGCCGGGCUGCAAAAGAUCACGCAAGUCCGCAAGUGGCUGCACCGGUCGGCGACGCUGCUAGCGGUCACGAUUGCGUCGGGGGCGUUCGUCGCCGGCAUUGACGCGGGCAUGGCGUACAACACGUUCCCUAAAAUGGGCGACCAGUGGCUGCCCGACGGCAUGUUUGACAUGGAGGUACCACGCGACCAUGGUCGUCGAUAUCGUCUUUCUCACCAAGUGACACGCACCUAGCCCCUACACGUCAACUUCUUUGAGAACACGCCGCUCGUUCAGUUCGAUCACCGCAUUCUAGCCUUGUCGACGCUUGCGGGCAUCACGGGAGCUUACGCACUGGCGCGCAACCCGAACGUGUGGUGGCAAAUCCCGGCGCAAGCAAAGACGGCCCUCAACUUGAAUGUGGCGGCAGCCGCGGGUCAAGUCGCGCUCGGCAUCACGACCCUGUUGAACUGCGUGCCGAUUCCACUUGCGAUUGCGCAUCAAACCGGCGCGCUUGUGCUCAUGACGUCAACCGUGUACACACUGCAUACCCUCCGCUUUGCGCGCCCGUUGGGCUACAAGUGGGCGUCCACGAUCAAGCAGGCCUCCACCCACAAGCCAUAGACAACCCCAUGUUCACGAUAUACCGGUCCAUCUCACAAUAGAACACACUGUGAUGAAGGCCAGCGUUUACUUCACGAAAUCUGCUGCAUCGUGGUAGUUUCGAGAUGGUGUCGGAGGGAGUGUAGUCGCAGGAUGAUACGAUUGUUGUCGCGCAUCACAAUCUACUCAACAAGAAGACCAGGACCAGUCUCAUUUGUGGCAGAAGCUUCGAGGCCAAGUUAUGUGAUGUCUCCGCAGCCCUCAUCACUCGUGCGCACAGGCAGUCAGCGCUAUCGCAAAGGUGCACACGCAGAGCAGCGCGGCGCCUGGGCGGUCGACUGCCUCCGUCUGGUUGAACCGACGUGGUGAUAGAUGCUUGAUUGCAUGAAUGCGGAAACCUGUUGUCUGGUUUUCCAUCACAUGAGCCAAUCAGAUGACUUGAAUUCCAUGUUUUCAACCAAUCAAACGUCCGAU